UCGGCUGCUGCCAGUGCCGCCGCCGCCGUCUAACAGCGGUCUGUGAUGGCGAAUGUGGCCACGAAGGUGUCGUGGUCUGGGCGGGAGCGAGAGGUGGAGGGCCAAGGAGAGACUACGCCGCUGCUUAAUGGCACGGCAAGCCCCUCCAAGCCCCGGCAGCUCACACCGUCGUCAUCUUCUACACGCCUUGGACACUUGAGCGAUGUAUAUCUUGAUGAAGACUCUGAACUGGAAUUGGAUGCCCCUUGCUCCCUUCCCCAUGAAAUACCACACAACGAGAAGCUCCUCUCUCUAAAGUACGAGAGCUUGGACUACGAUAACUGUGAGAACCAGCUGUUCCUAGAAGAGGAAAGGAGGAACCAUACAGCCUUCCGGACGGUGGAGAUCCGGCGCUGGGUCAUCUGUGCCCUGAUUGGGAUUUUCACCGGCCUCGUUGCAUGCUUCAUUGACAUUCUUGUGGAAUGCUUAGCGGGAUUGAAGUACAAAGUGGUGAAGGGCAAUAUUGACAGGCUCACAGAGAAAGGAAGCCUGUCUUUCGCUCUGCUGCUCUGGGCCGCCCUGAAUGCUGGUGUCGUAAUGGUGGGCUCCUUGAUUGUGGCUUUCAUUGAGCCUGUGGCUGCUGGAAGCGGAAUCCCCCAGAUCAAGUGCUAUCUCAAUGGAGUGAAGGUCCCCCACGUGGUCCGGUUGAAGACGCUGGUGAUUAAAGUCUGUGGAGUGAUCUUGUCUGUAGUUGGAGGCCUGGCCGUCGGAAAGGAAGGGCCAAUGAUCCACUCCGGUGCCGUUAUUGCAGCUGGGAUUUCUCAGGGAAGGUCAACAUCUUUAAAAAGAGACUUCAAGAUCUUUGAGUACUUCCGGAGAGACACGGAGAAGAGAGACUUUGUCUCAGCCGGAGCAGCUGCAGGUGUCUCGGCUGCCUUUGGAGCCCCAGUUGGUGGCGUUCUGUUCAGCUUGGAAGAAGGUGCUUCCUUUUGGAACCAGUUCCUGACCUGGAGGAUUUUCUUUGCCUCCAUGAUCUCCACCUUCACUCUGAAUUCCAUACUGAGCAUCUACCACGGUAACCCAUGGGAUCUGUCCAGCCCGGGGCUCAUCAAUUUUGGCCGCUUUGAUUCUGAGAAGAUGGGAUACACGAUCCAAGAAAUCCCAAUCUUCAUACUCAUGGGAGUAGUGGGUGGAAUUCUUGGCGCAGUGUUCAAUGCCUUGAACUACUGGCUGACGAUGUUCCGGAUCAGGUACAUCCACCGCCCAUGCUUGCAGGUGCUUGAGGCCAUGCUGGUGGGGGCUGUGACAGCAGCAGUUGGGUUUGUGAUGAUCUACAGCUCCCAAGACUGCCAGCCCCUCCAAGGCAACAGGGUGACUUAUCCACUCCAGCUGUUCUGUGCUGAUGGAGAAUACAACUCAAUGGCCACAGCCUUCUUCAAUACACCUGAGAAAAGCGUGGUCAGCCUCUUCCAUGACCCUCCAGGGACCUAUAACCCCAUGACCUUAGGCAUGUUCACUUUGGCCUAUUUCUUCCUGGCUUGCUGGACCUACGGAUUGACGGUGUCUGCUGGGGUCUUCAUCCCUUCGCUGUUGAUCGGGGCUGCCUGGGGCCGUCUCUUUGGCAUCUCCUUAUCCUACACCAGUGGCUGGAUCUGGGCUGACCCAGGGAAAUACGCCUUGAUGGGAGCUGCUGCUCAGUUGGGGGGGAUUGUCCGGAUGACGCUGAGCCUGACGGUUAUCAUGAUGGAGGCGACAGGCAACGUCACCUAUGGCUUCCCAAUCAUGCUGGUGCUCAUGACAGCCAAGAUCGUGGGGGAUUAUUUCGUCGAGGGCCUGUAUGACAUGCACAUUCAGCUGCAGAGCGUCCCCUUCCUGCACUGGGAAGCACCUGUCACCUCACACUCGCUCACUGCCAGAGAGGUAAUGAGCACUCCAGUUACCUGCCUGCGCCGGGUGGAGAAAGUGGGCACCAUUGUGGACAUUCUCAGUGACACAAGUUCCAACCACAAUGGGUUCCCGGUGGUAGAGAGCGUCCCAGAUGCCAAGCAGACCUUGGGCCUGCGAGGGCUGAUCCUACGUUCCCAGCUGAUUGUUCUGCUGAAGCACAAGGUCUUUGUGGAGCGCACCAGCCUGUCCUUGGUACAUCGGCGGCUGAAGCUGAAGGACUUCCGGGAUGCCUACCCCCGCUUCCCUCCUAUCCAGUCCAUCCACGUCUCUCAGGAUGAGCGCGAGUGCAUGAUGGACCUGACGGAAUUCAUGAACCCCUCACCCUACACGGUGCCUCAGGAGGCCUCCCUCCCAAGGGUCUUCAAGCUGUUCCGGGCACUGGGUUUGCGCCACCUGGUGGUGGUCGACAAUCAAAACCAGGUGGUUGGACUGGUCACCAGGAAGGAUUUGGCCAGAUAUCGAAUGGGGAAAGAGGGCUUGGAGGAGCUGUCCCUGGCUCAGACAUGACCGCCCCGGUGUCCCAAGGCUUUGCUGUACAUCAUGGUCUCCCUAUGGCCCAGCCCUGCUGCUCGUGAGAGGCUGCUAUGAGGGAAGCUGACCUGUGCCCUGCCUCUAGCAUCUCACCAUGUGCCCCUGGCCUCCCCCUAGGGGCUGUUGGUUUUCCUUCAGGGCUGCCUCCCUCUCUCUCCUCCUCUUCCUCUUGUCUCAUGUUCUUAGGAUCAAGUAGGCCGUAGGCAUCAUGGUGGAACCGCAGUGGGAUUCUGGAGGGUUUUCGAAGAAGCACUUUCCUAGCAGUGCCCUUUCUGUCGCGGCCCAGUUCUGAGCAGGCCUUCCUCUUACCCAGCUCCUGCCAACUGUGCCUUCUUUCCAGUUGCCCUUCUCAGGUCUGGGACUUGACCUGUACAGAGCCAGCCCAGAGAAUCUUGGCUGGAGUUUCCUAAGGCUUUGGGGCUUCCUUCCCAUGGCUGAGUAUCCAUGUGUGUACGAAGGAUGACUUUGACCCCACUUGGCAACCUGUCAUCCCAGACAUGCCUGUCUUCCUCUCCUGACCCCAACACCAUGCAGGGGAGGGUUGGGGGUGGCCUGUCCUGGCAGCAGCCCCAGCUCUGUCUUUCUCCAUGCCUCCUUUGCAGAGAGCCCCCACAAUCAGAAUCUUCUCACCUUUCCUAGCAUUUCUGGGGCUGACUGGGGAAAACCUUAAGGCAUUUAGCCCCCUGAAUUGCCAGCUGAAGAGCAGGAUGGAGGGUGGCAUUAACUGCUUGCAGGGUUUCUGCCUUCCUUGGCAUGUGUUUCUGCAGCCUCUCUCUGGCUUGGAAGUCUCUACCUGCUUGCAGAAGGGAGGUGCCUCUCCUAUCUCUGUCUGUCCCGAUGGAUUUUCCUGGGUUGUUGAAGUUCCUCUGGGAGCUGCUUGAGGCCUUGAACUCCUAGCGCAGGAUAUCUUGAUAGCAGAGGGCGAGCUUCUUCACUCAGCAAGGGGCUGGAAGCCAUGUCAGCCUGUCCCCAGCCUGUCUGCAAGGAGGAGAGGAAACCAGACAGGCUAGAUGGAGGGGCAGGGUGUGCCUCCCUGGGCAGGCAGCAGUCCCCAGCCCCUCUGCCCUGUUGCCCUGGGGGUCUUGGUUGUCAGCUGCCGGCCUGCCUGCCUGUCUCCUAGGCUCUUUUCCUUAAUGUGAGCCACCACAGUUGAAAAUAUACCUUUUUGUGCUGGAAUAAAAACCUAUUUAUACUUUU
Messenger RNA from Eublepharis macularius, 3654 nucleotides. It is a transcript of the gene CLCN7, whose product is annotated as chloride voltage-gated channel 7. The record is from RefSeq and is a predicted model, not a curated record. Gene Ontology annotation, molecular function: voltage-gated chloride channel activity. Gene Ontology annotation, biological process: chloride transport; transmembrane transport. The transcript is spliced from 25 exons. Gene Ontology annotation, cellular component: intracellular membrane-bounded organelle; lysosomal membrane. Bases 46 to 2433 code for a protein of 795 amino acids. NCBI's taxonomy places the organism in Eukaryota, Metazoa, Chordata, Lepidosauria, Squamata, Eublepharidae.